UAAUGAUGACGGUGAUACGGUGGAUGAUGGGACCUAUGCCUUGCCAUGGCAAAGUGGAAAGGAGCUUUCCAAGCUAUGGGACGAGAUAAUUCCAUGCUUUGAAGGCGGAAGAAUGCCAAAACGGAUUAUGGAACUAGGGUCGGGAGCUCUGGGAUUGGUGGGAUUGUCCUUUUGCGUCAGUCUGCAAGAAGGGUUACUGGAAGCAAAAUCUACAGUGCUCUUGACCGAUGUGCCAUCGGCCAUGCCACUGUUGCAACACAACUUGGAACACAAUCAAUCACUCUUGCCAGAUGGACUCGUGGUAAACGCCAAACCACUUCCAUGGGCAAUGGACCGUCCAGACGACGACAAUCAUGAGGCCAAGACUAAUGAACCACCGUAUGAUUGCAUCUUGGGAUCUGACUUGCUGUACAAUGAAAAGUUCAUCCCGCAUUUGGUAGCUACCACCAAACGAUUGCUUCAUCCGAUACGUGGCAUUUUCAUUCUGGCCGUCCGUUGGAGAAAACCAGACCUGGAACGGGAAUUCUUUCAGGAAUCAGGAUUGGUGUGGGAACUGAUCCAGCCUACGUCUGGAGCUCUGAGCUGUCCUUUGGACUGGAGAGCUUUUGGCGAUCCAAAGAAUGAAAAAUCCAACUUGUAUUUUCAUCAGACGCAAAUAUCAGUCAAAGGCAAACCAAAGGCGCUCGCUGACAUUACAGAGGAGGAAUCUGGGAAACUACUGGCCGAUGAAUUUAAAGCAUGGGACCGGGCACACAUACAAAUCUACAUAGGUAGACAACCCAAAGCAGCCUGA
Molecule: messenger RNA, 793 nt
Organism: Cylindrotheca closterium
Lineage: Eukaryota; Bacillariophyta; Bacillariophyceae; Bacillariales; Bacillariaceae
Source: the annotation of a GenBank genome assembly